Molecule: messenger RNA, 4561 nt
Organism: Lampris incognitus (smalleye Pacific opah)
Lineage: Eukaryota; Metazoa; Chordata; Actinopteri; Lampriformes; Lampridae
Gene: ubtf
Product: upstream binding transcription factor
Exons: 21
Coding region: 262-2487 (741 amino acids)
Source: RefSeq, a predicted model, not a curated record
UUCCGAAACGUGAGGCAGGCUGAGAGAGAGAGAGAUCGAAAAUGUGGCUGAGUCCGCUCAGAGAAAUAGUGGGAUCGAGAGAGCUGCGCGCUGAGUGGAGGGAGAAAGCGAGUGAGAUGGAGGCGGGGGGAAGUUCCAUCUCUGCGGGGACUGGAGUGCCCGUGCCCUGGACCGACGGCGCAGUGCUGGCUAACGUUCAACCCACCCCUUCUUCCACAACGAGACUGACUCACGCCGAGACAGAAGACGAUACAUCUACAGAUGAACGGACAAAUGGAGUCGGCCAACCAAGACCAAGUGUGGGCACAGGAUGACCUCUUAAAACUGCUUGAUGCAAUGAAAGUGGCCCUGCCUCAGAAGGAUCUGACCAAGUACAAGACAUCUGAGGCCCACCUUGACUGGGGAAAGGUGGCUUUCAACUCUUACACUGCAGAGAUGUGUAAGCAGAAGUGGCAAGAGGUCUCCAAAGAGAUUCGCAAGUUUCGUACAUUAACAGAGCUGAUCUUUGAUGCCCAGGACUACAUCAAAAACCCCUAUAAAGGGAAGAAAUUAAAGAAACACCCAGAUUUCCCCAAAAAACCCUUGACUCCCUACUUCCGCUUCUUCAUGGAAAAGAGAGCAAAAUAUGCUAAACUCCACCCUGAGAUGAGCAACUUGGAUCUCACUAAGAUCCUCUCAAAGAAGUAUAGGGAGCUGCCAGAAAAAAAGAAGAAAAAAUACGUGGAAGACUUUUUGAGAGACAAAGAAUCAUUUGUGCAAAGUAUGCUGAAGUUCAGAGAACAGCACCCAGAUCUUGUGGAGAGCAUGGCCAAGAAAGGUUCAAAUGUUCCAGAGAAGCCUAAGACACCUCAACAGCUGUGGUACAACCAUGAAAAGAAGGCUUUCCUCAAAGUACACCCAGAUGCUACCACUAAAGACAUUAAAGAAAGUCUUGGGAAGCAGUGGACACAGUUGUCUGACAAGAAGAGGCUCAAAUGGAUUGCAAAGUCUCUGGAGCAACAGAAACAAUAUGAGGAGACAAUGCGAGAAUAUAUCCAGCAGCACCCAGACCUUAACAUGACCCUGGAGGACAUUGUCAAAUCUACCCUGACCAAGGCUGAGCGGCAACUGAAGGAUAAGUCUGAUGGCCGGCCUGAUAAGCCACCUCCAAAUGGUUAUUCUAUGUUUUGUGCGGAGUUGAUGUCAAGCAUGAAGGACGUACCCAGCACAGAACGCAUGGUCAUGUGCAGCCAACGAUGGAAGCUACUAAAACAGAAUGAAAAAGAUACCUACCAGAAACGCUGUGAACAGAGAAAGAAAGAAUAUGAAAUUGAGAUGAACAGAUUUCUCUGUAGUUUGUCAGAGAAAGAACAGCAGCGGGUUUUGGCAGAGCAGAAGAUGAUAGGAUUUAAGAAGAGCAGUGGGGCCAGCAGUCCUGCCACCAAAAAAAAGAGCUCCAAAGCAAAAGUCAGCCCAGAGAAGCCCAAAAGGCCCAUUUCAGCCAUGUUCAUCUUCUCUGAGGAAAAGCGCCCCAAACUGCAGCAGGAGCGGCCCGACCUGGCUGACAGUGAGCUCACAAGACUGCUGGCACGCAUGUGGAAUGAACUGCCGGAUAAAAAGAAGGAGAAAUAUAAGCGCCUUGAAAUGGUUCUCAAAGCAGAGUCAGCGAAAAAAGAGGAAGAGGACCGUCGUCUGCCAGACCCACCCAAGACUGCACAGGACAUCUGGCAGCAGAGCGUCAUUGGAGACUACCUGGCCAGAUUUAAGAACGACCGUCCAAAGGCACAAAAAGCAAUGGAGGGAACCUGGAACACCAUGGAGAAAAAGGAGAAGAUCAUGUGGAUCAAGAAGGCAGCAGAGGACCAGAAAAGAUAUGAGAGAGAGCUGUGUGAAAUGCGGUCACCUGCAACUGCCAUUGCCUCAGGGAAGAAGAUGAAGUUUGAGGGUGAACCCAAGAAACCGCCAUCAAAUGGAUAUCAAAAGUUCUCUCAGGAGAUGCUGUCUAAUGGAGAGCUGAACCACCUCCCUAUGAAAGAGCGCAUGACUGAGAUUGGGGGUCGCUGGCAGAGGUUGCCGCUGAAGGAAAAGGAUCGCUACAAGAAGAUAGCAGAGGAGAAGCAGAGGCAGUACAAAGUACUGCUGGAACAGUGGCUGGCGAGCCUGUCGUCUCAAGAGAGAAAUACGUACAAAGAGUAUAACUCACAAAAAAGAAAGAGUACAGCAAAACCAGGGGGCCCCAAUGCCAAAUCAAAGGCCAAGUCCAAGAAGUCGGAAUCUGAGGAAGAAGAUGACGAGGAUGAGGAAGAUGAGGAUGAGCAGGAGAAGGCAUCCUCUGAGGCAGACUCAUCCAGUGAGGAGGAGGAAGAGGACGAGGAUGAUGAGGAUGACGAUGAGGAUGAUGAUGAAGAUGACAAUGAUGAAGAUGAGGCGGAGGAUAAGGAGAACAAGUCUGAGGAUAGCAGCAGUGAGUCGAGUUCAGCAGAGACCUCGGACACUGACUCAGACUGAAAUGGGCCUAUGGGGUCCUGAGAGAGACUGAGCAGCGCUGAGUUGAGCCAGGAGUCCAGGGAACGCUGGAACUCUGCCACUGUGCCAACCCUGCUCUCCUCCCACCACCAGAGGAAGCCCUUGAAUUGCCUCGUCCAUUUCGCACUCACCUACUCUCUGGUGCUGUAAUAGUGAUCUGUUCAUGGGGAGACCCUUUCCAUGUGUCCAAAUAUUGUUUCAGGCCCUGCCUAUGAUUGCCAUCUCAUAUUUCUGGGCAUUGAUGGAGCGCCCAAAGAGACAUGCCACUGGCUUGACAAUGUCAUGAGCAUUUCUACAUUUUAGCUUCAAUCCUGUGUUACAGGUCAGUUGUUGGGAGUUAGGAUUCUACUGUCCAGGACGAAAAAUUUCCCUCCACUGAUAUAUUUAUUAAAAAAAAAAAAAAAAAAGAAAGAAAAAACUAGGCUAAAGACAGAUCCACAGUUGAAGUAGUGGAGCUGUGAACAGGCUUUAUAGAGCCAAAGAACAUAUUAGUAUGGUGGAUCACUUUGGGGUUGGGGGGUUGCGGGGUACAAAAAUAUUGCACUCUCCAGAAUGUUUCCUUUAAAUCUUAAUUUCCACAAUGUUAUCUCUUUUUGUCAAGUACUUGUUUAGAUGUUAUCAUUUGUAUAUAUCAUUUCUUAAAAGGUGUUUUUUUUUCAGGAAAAAUCAAGCCAUUAUGAAUGUCUUUGUUGCUGGAAAACCUGAGAACUUAAGUAUUUGCCCACAUUUUUCACUUCAAGGCAGGCGUGCUGCCUUUCAUCUGUCUUUGACAGGAUUCAAAUGUCAAAUGAGUUGACUUUUUUUAAGGUCUUUUUUAAUUAUUUAAGUAAUUUGGAUGAUUUGUCCUUGUUGGCUUGUCCUAGUAGUUCCAAUAAUCGAUGUUUAUUGUAGAAUGAGAGCAGUUUGUCAAAACAGUUCUUAUUUUCCAUAUUAAGAGCAAUUCUAUUUUUGCUUCCCUGAAUUUUUGACCUCUUUCCAAAAGGAUUUUUAAAAGAACGCAAGUAAAAUGUGGACAGCUGCAUUACAUUUAAAUUAGUUAACUUGACAACGGUCCGUUUUUCUUUUUUUUCGUUUGUUUUUUUGUCCUACACGAUAUACCUUUUUGUUUGGAUGCAUUUGGAUCAUACAUGGAUUUUGACCUCAAAGUCGCUCAUUUUCUCGUUUGUUUUUGAAAUUUAAUGGAUCUGACAGUAAGCGAGGUGGAUUUUAGUCUGACGCUUAUUCCAAAAAGGUGUGUGCUUAAUUAAAUCUAUCCCCAUGUGAGCGAUUGCGUGUGUGUGUGUGUGUGUGUGUGUGUGUGUGUGUGUGUGUGUGUGUGUGUGUGUGUGUGUGUGUGUCAGUGUAUUGCUUUGCUUUAAUACUGUUGAUCUGUUGUGUGCAUACCCCAAUGGGACUGCAGUGGGUCUGUAUUUGCUUGCAUGGGGACGUCACACCAAUACCAUGAAUGUAGAUAUACACAUACACACUCACACACUCACACACACUCACACACACACACUUUUUUCCCCUCAAAGUUCCUCAGUGAUAAAUCUGCUUAGCACUGUCUUUUGCCUGUCAUUUUUGUGUUGAAAGGCAACUACCAUUCUCAUCAAAGGCUGACUGACCUUUAUAAAUCUCAGCGUUGAUUGAAACAAAACCAGCGUGGAUUAUUUAUAAUUUGGGGAGGUAAUAUGGAAAGUGAUUUGCAACAUUGGCUGGCCAUGAAAGUUGGUAAAAGGGAUUAGGGGGCUGAGCUGUCAAGGAAAUUUGGGUACUUUUUUGUAAAUAUUGCUUUUUUUCUUUUUUUUUUGUAUUGAGUGGUUGUUUUGUUAGUACUUUUAUUUGGCGAACCGUGAUGACUUUUAAGGCCAGUGAGCGCUUUUGUUGCAGGGGAGAAUUUCUCAUUUACCUGGUUUAGUAGUCACCCCUAUGUUGGUUUCUUUGUAGAAAUGUGUAAGAAAGCAAAGCUUUACAAGUUUGUACUGCUGUUCACUUGUCAAAAUUGAUGUUUUCUAUAGCUGAGGGUGUUAUGUCCUUGCAUUUUGAGUAUUCGGGCAAAUAAAUGAUGAUCUUUUAA